This is a messenger RNA of Sapajus apella (tufted capuchin), 8394 nucleotides long. It is a transcript of the gene ATP13A4, whose product is annotated as ATPase 13A4. The transcript is spliced from 37 exons. The coding region runs from base 2328 to 5921 and encodes 1197 amino acids. Gene Ontology annotation, molecular function: ATP hydrolysis activity; P-type ion transporter activity; ATP binding. Gene Ontology annotation, cellular component: late endosome membrane. Lineage: Eukaryota; Metazoa; Chordata; Mammalia; Primates; Cebidae. Gene Ontology annotation, biological process: intracellular calcium ion homeostasis; polyamine transmembrane transport. The record is from RefSeq and is a predicted model, not a curated record.
GCGCAUUCCGUCGCCUCCCUCCUGGCCCGCCCUCUUGCUUCAGGUUUGGAAUUCAAAAUUAGGCUCGCGGGUUAAAGAUUUUGCCUGGCGAGCAGCAAGAACUGUUGGAUGAUAACAAUAUCAAAAGUGAGAGAAAAUGAAGGACUGAGAGGGUCAGCCAUUUCCAAAAUAAUAAGAAAGACCUUUUUUUUGUUGGCAAAAGAACGCAACUAUGUAGAUCAAGCUACUGAGCUCUCAGAGUUAGCCAGUCCUUCCCUGAAUGCUCUUGUGCUGAUGGGCUGACCCUCUUCAAGCAACCCUUCGGUAAAACAGGGUCAAUGAGAUAUGAACAAACAGAACAACCAACAAAGCAUGCAGCCAGCCAGCGGCAAAGUAUCCUGGUGCCAGAGAAAGGCUGGACGAAAGGAGAAGAUUGGACUCCAUUUCCCGAGAAGGGAGAAGUACAGUAAUAUUCCCAUGGUAGACACAGGUAGUCCAGUUGUGUGUUUCACAGGGGUGUGCAAAAGAGGGAUGUGGAAAGACAGUUUCAACCCCCAAUGACCUCCAUAGGGACAGAGAUUAGAUUGGAAGCUGGGGGGCUUAUUUUAAAGUUACAUUUGCAUGGCAAGCAGAGUUUUAUUGAGAUGGCUUAUCUGAAGUGCUUUGGCAGGGUUGAUGGAUUGCGGGAGAUCUAGAAAACCUCAGAGAUCCCCCUUUCAUGCUACACUAACAGGGAGAGGGUCUGAGUACUAGGAGGUGCAUUAGUUCUAUUUUAUUACUUUCUUUUUUCCAUUAGGAAAUGACAUUUCUCAUUACUAGUUUGCUUAGGGCAUGUACAAUACACAAAGAAGGGCUCUGAACUUCUUUUGUCAUUAAUUUCAGUUUCACCCUCCCCUCUCAGAGUAUCAUUGAUUGAUCCACUUGAGAGUCUCCGCCCUUCUGUGGAACAUCUUACUUGCUGAUGAAAGAGGUUGUCUUUAAUGACCUGGAGUUGUUAUAACAGCUGUCAACUGAGGUAAGCUUCACAGAAGGGGAGCUGCCUUACCUCCAGAGAGGAGCUUUCAAUUUCUUAUUUUUGGAAAUAACAGAGAGCAAAGAAGGCUCUUCUGAAAGUGAAGCAACAGACCACCCCCAAGCCACUGGUAGGAGACCAGACCUGGUGUUGAACGGGGAUGUUUGAGAGCAAGAUCUCUGAGAAGCAGAGAUAGCAUCAGCCUGCUCUUUUCUUCUGUAAUUAAGAGGGAGUCCUUGGAUCUUUGUAUUAGACCCUUUAAUCUAAGGGUUGCUAAAUGUUUUACAAACAUUAAUUAAUUCAAUUAGACUUUACACCACCACCUUGAGGCAGGUAAUUCCUCUUUGGGAUAUCACUUCUUUGCUUGCUACCAGACUAUAUUUUGGGGCAGAUUAGGAUAAUUAAUAAUAACAGUAAAGCCUUGAGUUUAGAUAAAGUUCUAUAAUUUAAGGUCUCAGGUGCUUUACAGAUACCAGAUUUGUGUAAUGAGGACUGAGGAGGAAGCUUGAGCCAGCUUAUUGGCAAUGAUGACAAGGCAGAAAUAUUGCACUUGUUUCAGGUUCUACUCCGUGCUAAAGACACAUGACCUUGAACAGCUCUUUGUGACCUCUUUAUGACUCAGUUUCUACAGCUUUCAAAUGGGGGUGAUGUUAUUACUCACCUCCCUACUUCACAGAGAUGUUGCGAAGAAUAAUGUUUGUAAUAUGCUGUGAGUUCUCAGAUGAAAGAUGGAAAUUAACAUAUAAUGAAAUAUUAUUACCAUUUAUCAUCACACAAUCUAAAUGGGGCAGACAAGUGAAGCAUCAGCAUCCCCACGAUCCUGGCAGAGAAACCAGUCCUGCCAUUAUUUCCAUUGAACAUGUAUCAUAGACACUCACAGAGGCUGAGAACUGCUCAGAGCAACAGACAUGCUCCUGAAAUAAUCAAAAGCAAUCUGAGAUGCCAGAUCAGCAGAGGUAGCGAAGUAUUUAUUUAUUUUUUUUUCUGUUUUCCAUGUUCAUUCUAAUUUGGGAGAGAGUAUUUGAGAAGAAAUGAGUGCAGGGAAAGAAUCAGAGAAUAAUCGAAGGAACUUUUCCUCUUGGACAUUCCUCUCAAUUCUAGGCCCUGUUUCUGGAUAUGCUUAUCUUUGUAGACCAAAAACACUAAAUGAGGUCCUGUUGGCUGGUACCGGAUGAGAAGAGCCAGUUCCUAUGGUUAAAUGAUCACACAGCAAGGCCAGUGCAGAAAAGCAGCUGGAAUACAGUCAGCUGAGGAGCUGCGGUGGCUUGGCGAGUUGGAGUUCGUCCUGGAAGCAUCUGCCCGGCAAGGUCAGGGAGGAGGUGUGGAAUAACUUUUCAUGGGGGACCAGUUUGAGAAGGGCCAGCACGCUUUGCUCAAUGAAGGAGAAGAGAAUGAGAUGGAAAUAUUUGGCUAUCGGACUCAAGGCUGCCGGAAAACUCUCUGCCUUGCCGGAUCCAUCUUCUCAUUUGGAAUCCUCCCCCUCGUGUUUUACUGGAGACCAGCGUGGCACGUAUGGGCACAUUGUAUCCCAUGUUCUUUGCAUGAAGCAGACACUGUGUUGCUGAGGACAACAGAUGAAUUUCAAAUUUACUCUUGGAAAAAGGUAAUGUGGAUCUACCUGUCAGCAUUAAACAGCGCAUUUGGUCUCACUCCUGACCACCCUCUCAUUACAGAUGAGGAGUGUAUCAUAAAUAGAGCUAUAAGAAAGCCAGACCUAAAGGUGAGAUGCAUAAAAGUGCAGAAAAUAAGAUAUGUUUGGAACUACUUAGAAGGACAGUUCCAGAAAAUUGGCUCUUUGGAAGACUGGCUCAGUUCUGCCAAGAUACAUCAAAAAUUUGGAUCAGGCUUAACAAGAGAAGAACAAGAUAUUAGGAGGUUAAUAUGUGGGCCUAAUACGAUCGAUGUUGAAGUCACACCAAUUUGGAAACUGCUCAUCAAGGAGGUUUUAAAUCCAUUUUAUAUAUUUCAACUAUUCAGUGUCUGUCUGUGGUUUAGUGAAGACUAUAAGGAAUAUGCUUUUGCCAUCAUAAUCAUGUCCAUCAUUUCCAUAGCUUUGACAGUAUAUGAUCUCAGACAGCAAUCUGUAAAACUCCACCAUCUAGUGGAGUCACAUAAUAGCAUUACAGUAUCUGUAUGUGGGAGAAAAGCUGGAGUUCAAGAGCUGGAAUCACGUUUCCUGGUGCCUGGAGAUUUGUUAAUUUUGACAGGGAACAAAGUACUAAUGCCGUGUGAUGCUGUUCUGAUUGAUGGCAGCUGUGUGGUGGAUGAAGGCAUGCUGACAGGAGAAAGUAUUCCAGUCACCAAAACUCCGUUACCCAAGAUGGACAGCUCUGUGCCCUGGAAAACGCAGAGUGAAGCGGAUUACAAACGGCAUGUUCUCUUCUGUGGAACAGAGGUUAUCCAGGCCAAGGCAGCUUGCUCUGGGACCGUGAGAGCAGUGGUGCUGCAGACUGGAUUCAACACGGCAAAGGGAGACCUUGUGAGAUCCAUUCUCUACCCCAAGCCAAUGAAUUUUAAGUUGUACAGGGACGCUAUCAGAUUCCUCCUGUGCCUUGUAGGAACAGCCACCAUUGGGAUGAUCUAUACUCUGUGUGUCUAUGUGCUUAGCGGGGAACCUCCAGAGGAGGUGAUGAAGAAAGCCCUUGACGUCAUCACAAUUGCGGUUCCUCCUGCUCUACCUGCUGCUCUGACCACAGGCAUUAUCUAUGCCCAGAGGAGGCUGAAGAAGAGAGGCAUCUUCUGCAUUAGCCCCCAGAGGAUCAAUGUAUGUGGACAGUUAAACCUUGUUUGCUUUGACAAGACAGGCACCUUAACAAGGGAUGGCUUGGACCUCUGGGGAGUUGUGUCCUGUGAUAGGAAUGGCUUCCAGGAAGUUCACAGCUUUGACUCGGGCCAGGCUUUGCCAUGGGGCCCACUGUGUGCAGCAAUGGCCAGCUGCCACUCUCUGAUCCUUCUUGAUGGGACCAUCCAGGGAGACCCUCUGGACCUCAAAAUGUUUGAAGCCACCACCUGGGAAAUGGCUUUUUCUGGGGACGAUUUCCACGUCAAGGGAGUGCCGGCACAUGCCAUGGUAGUUAAGCCCUGCAGGACGGCCAGCCAGGUCCCAGUGGAAGGAAUCGCAAUCCUGCAUCAGUUCCCAUUCUCAUCAGCACUGCAAAGGAUGACAGUCAUUGUCCAAGAGAUGGGAGGUGACCGACUGGCAUUCAUGAAAGGUGCACCAGAGAGGGUGGCCAGCUUUUGCCAACCUGAGACAGUACCAACUAGUUUUGUUAGCGAACUUCAGAUUUACACGACACAGGGCUUUCGAGUCAUUGCACUGGCCUACAAGAAGCUGGAAAAUGACCACCACACCACUGCCUUGGCGAGGGAGAAGGUAGAAUCAGACCUGAUAUUUCUGGGGCUGCUGAUCUUGGAGAAUCGAUUGAAGGAAAAGACAAAACCUGUCUUGGAAGAGCUCAUCUCAGCCCGGAUAAGGACUGUGAUGAUCACAGGUGACAAUCUUCAGACUGCCAUCACAGUGGCCAGAAAAUCUGGAAUGGUUUCUAAAAGCCAGAAAGUCAUUCUCAUUGAGGCAAAUGAAACCACUGGGUCCUCAUCAGCAUCUAUAUCUUGGACAUUAGUAGAAGAGAAGAAACACGUUACAUAUGAGAAUCAGGACAAUUACAUUAACAUGAGGGGUGAAGUCUCUGAUAACGACAGAGAAGGAAGUUACCAUUUUGCCCUAACUGGAAAAUCCUUUCAUGUUAUAAGUCAACAUUUCAGCAGCUUACUGCCAAAGAUACUGAUCAAUGGGACCAUCUUUGCAAGAAUGUCUCCCGGGCAGAAAUCCAGUCUGGUGGAAGAAUUUCAGAAACUGGAUUACUUUGUAGGUAUGUGUGGUGAUGGAGCCAAUGACUGCGGGGCUCUGAAAAUGGCUCAUGUGGGCAUCUCUUUAUCAGAGCAGGAGGCAUCUGUGGCCUCACCUUUCACUUCCAAAACUCCAAACAUUGAGUGCGUACCUCACCUUAUCAAGGAAGGACGUGCAGCUCUCGUUACCUCCUUUUGCAUGUUUAAGUACAUGGCUCUGUACAGCAUGAUUCAGUAUGUUGGUGUUCUGCUGCUCUACUGGAAGACAAACAGCCUUUCAAAUUACCAGUUUCUGUUCCAGGAUCUGGCCAUUACAACUCUUAUUGGUGUAACAAUGAAUCUGAAUGGUGCCUACCCCAAGCUGGUGCCUUUUAGACCUGCAGGACGGCUGAUCUCUCCACCUCUGCUACUUUCUGUGAUUUUCAACAUUCUUCUCAGCCUGGCCAUGCAUAUUGUGGGCUUCAUCCUGGUUCAGAGGCAGCCUUGGUAUUCCAUGGAGAUGCAUAGUGCCUGCACAUUUCAAAAUGAAAGCAUCUCAGAGUUAACCAUGUCUCCAACUGCUCCAGAAAAAAUGGAAAGUAGCAGUGCCUUCACAAGUUUUGAGAACACUACUAUCUGGUUCUUGGGAACAAUCAACUGUAUCAUUGUGGCUCUUGUGUUCUCUAAAGGAAAACCAUUUAGGCAGCCAACCUAUACAAACUAUAUGUUUGUCCUUGUGCUGAUAAUACAGCUUGGUGUAUGUCUAUUCAUUCUAUUUGCUGAUAUACCAGAAUUAUAUAGACGUUUGGAUCUGCUCUGCACUCCCAUCCUGUGGAGGGUCUCCAUUGUCAUCAUGCUCAGCUUGAAUUUCAUUGUGUCCCUAGUGGCCGAGGAGGCCAUUAUUGAAAAUCGAGCCCUGUGGAUGAUGAUUAAAAGAUGUUUUGGCUAUCAGUCAAAAAGCCAGUAUCGGAUAUGGCAGAGGGACUUGGCAAAGGACCCCAGUUGGCCCCCACUAAACCAAACCUCCUACUCUGACAUGCCAGGUUGUGGCAGAGGGGUGUCUUACAGCAAUCCAGUAUUUGAGAGCAAUGAAGAACAACUUUGAAGUUCAUGUGAUAUCCAAGUUGAUAUUACAGAGAAACAAUGACAAAAGGGACCGGUUUCAUUGAUUUUAAGAAAUGAGACUCUUGCAACAUCAGCUGGAGUUUUGAGAUACCUAUCAAAUCAUGGUGACAGACUAAAGUCUGUUUGAUAAAAUACUUUCUACAGAGAAGAACAUUGACCCAGAAGAGUGCUUUCCUCUUGGCUUCUGAAGGUAUGAAGGUAUGGGAAGCAUUCAGUGAAGGCAAGAAUGGGCCAAGGAUUGCCAUGGAGACAAGCAGGCUAAAGGGGAAGAAUAUGUGAUCUUUCUUCUUAAGACAGGAUAACACUUUCCUUUAAAAAAUGAGUUUAGGGGAAGUAGUACUGUGUAUACUCAUGGAGUUGUAACAUGUUAAAGAUCACUUUUGAAUUUUUACUUCAUCAGUGGAAAAACUAAUGCAUGGGAAACAUUACACCAAUCUUUACCGUCUGGAUUCUUUUCCUCUGUAGUCCUUUUCAGAUUUGAGGCUUUUUCUUCUGCUUCUGGCCUUACCCUACAUAUUAUUAAGGAUAAGCUCAGCCUAUGCUGCAAUAAAAAAGCAACUCUCAGAUAGCAGUGCCUUAACGCACAAGAGCUUCUUUCACGAUCCAGGUGACACUCCAGAACAGCUAUUCUUACAGUGGUGACUGCUUCACUCUGCUGGCUCCAUCAGCUCGACACAAGGACUCUGUGUUUACUGUGAUGGGGGAAGGGGUAGGCUGGAGAUCACAUGUGGGCUCUUCGCUGCCUCACCCCAAAAAUGGCACACAUCUCCUUCCCUACUCAUAUCUCAUUAGUCAGGGAUUUGGCCAGGAAGCUGGCAAGUACAGUCUCCUGUGUUUGGGGAUGCUUCGUGGGCUGAUGAGCUGUCGCUACACAGGGUCCCCAUGCUUAGAAGGGCCCCAUGCUACUUCAACACUCUGCUGUUUCCAUCAUAAAAUUUUUAAUUUUUGAACAAGGAUCCUCAUAUUUUCAUUUUGUACCAGACCCCACAAAUGAUAUAGUUGGUCUGGGAUGCAGUCCUGGGAAGGAAAGGAAAAUGGCAGAUCAGAGAGCACUAGUGCUGUCCACUGACGUCCACUUCUUUUAACCCCAGAAUUUACCCUAUGUUUUAGGAACCUCUCAUGUCACAUGGCCAACUCCAGAAAUUUUCACUCCUCUGCUUUGUUAUUUUUGAGAAGCAUUAGUCUUGUGCUAAGGAUUAUAUGGUACUACUGAUGUAAGUUCUUACACAACCAGUACGUUUUUUAAGUUUGUGGCUUCAGGUUCCAGAAAACUAAUAUUUUCCUUAUUUUAUCACUAUUACAAUUUGAUUAUACUGGAUUUGUUCAGCAUAAGGAAGACUCAGGUUUCUGUUAGCUCAGGAGACAACACUGAAUUCUAGGAGCACAUUUACACAUAACAUUUUAAGGCAAAAGCAACAUUUUUAUUAUGAGCAUCAGAUCCUAGGUGAAUGUUCUAAUCGGGGGAUAAGUGUCCUGGCCCAGGCUGGCUUUGCUACUAAUUAAUAGCAUUUGCAAGUAUUCCUUCCCCGUAACUGAGCUCUUGAGCAUGGUUGAUGGCUCUAUUACUGCAGCUGAUGGAACAUGGUGUCUCCCAGCCACGAGGGUACCUUGUUACUUCUGGUUUUAAAAUAGGGCUUGAAGAUAUUUCAGUGUUCUAAGACUGCAGAAUCAUUGUCUUUUUUCGAUACAGAAAGAAAUGUUUCCUUUUGCAAAGCCAGCCUUAGCAAUGAUAUGGCAGUUCUGAAUGUCCUUUUCUGAAAGUGUUUCUCAUUUUCCAAAAGUAGAGGGUUGUGGGCAGGGGCAAGCUAGACGUGGUCUGCGAACUAGUCAUGAGCAAGAUCAGCCUGCACAGUUCAUACUUAAAUGUGCCCUUCGUUAAGUGUGUUCACCUCCAUUAACUCACUUGAAUUGUACAGUUGUCCCAUAGCUCAACAAGGAACGGCUUAUCAUCUCCACCAUGCAGAUGAGAAAACUGAGAUUCAGGAAUGGCAAGAGCAGAUCUAGGCCUCAAAUAUAGAUCUUCUGAGCAAACCUUAUAUUGCUUCCAAAUACUUCCUAAUUAUGGAGCUCUAGCAGGGCAGGGUGCUUAGUGUGAUCUCACAGUCAAGCAAAGAAUGGGCAACUCUUUCCUAAUACCACGGCCUCUGUUCAAAUGAAUGCCAGUCAUCCUGCCAGGCCUGGGCUAGAGGUGUGUUAAAAACCAAACCAAACCAAACCAAAAAAUGAUUUGUCUGUCUUUCUGAGACUGAGUUGCUCUUGCCUCGGGCCUAAGUGAUUCUAUCCCUAGCAAUGGCCGGCAGGGAACAGGAAUAAAAGAAUCUAGUCCUCCACUAGCCAAGCAGCCAUGAAAUCUUUGGGAAAAGAGACUCAUUUUGAAGACUGUAUUCCUGCAGCUAACUACAUCUUGGAAGCAGUAAUUGAAAUAACAGGGAGUGCCUAGCCUGGAAAAAAAA